CUCUCUCUCUCCAUCGCAUGAUGUCUUCAAGCAACCCAUUGCUUGAGCUCCCCGAGCAACUGGGCUACGUUCAGUGCAGUUUCUGCGCCACGAUCUUGCUGGUGAGUGUUCCAUGCAGCAGCCUGUUGAAGGUGGUAACAGUUCGAUGCGGCCAUUGCACUGGUCUGCUAUCUGUUAGCUUGGUGAGAACUUCUGUUGUUCCUGUUGAACUCCUUGCCUCCCUUGGAGAUGAAGAGGGGAAACAAGAAGAUUUGGGACCCAAAGCUUGCAGCAGUGGAGGUGGAGGUGUUGGAGAGGCAGAGAACGAGACAAGGAGUCCGACAAGAGCUCCCAUCAUCAACAAACCUCCGGAGAAAAGGCAGCGGGCUCCUUCUGCUUAUAACCACUUCAUCAGAGAAGAGAUAGUGAGGAUUAAGGCUAGAGAACCCAAUAUCACCCACAAGGAGGCAUUUAGUGCUGCUGCUAAAAAUUGGGCUCACUUCCCUCGAAUCCAGCACAAUGAAGAUGGGAAGAGUUGCAGUUCCAGGGAAGGGAAGAAGAUAUGUGAUGGGCAUGUGGAUGAGGAGAUGCAUGGCAGAAGACACAACCUCCAUCAAAGAAAGACGCCGAAGCAGGCAGCCUGCUCCGGAGAAGAGACCUGAGCUGGGAACACCGCCGGCUCGUUUGGUCACCUACUAUUUCAUGUUAACAUGUCGAAAUGUUCAGUUACCUUUCCUUGUAAUCUGAACUAAUGUUGAUUCAGUUUGC
This is a messenger RNA of Musa acuminata subsp. malaccensis (wild Malaysian banana), 747 nucleotides long. Its product is annotated as protein YABBY 7-like. Gene Ontology annotation, cellular component: nucleus. The record is from RefSeq and is a predicted model, not a curated record. NCBI's taxonomy places the organism in Eukaryota, Viridiplantae, Streptophyta, Magnoliopsida, Zingiberales, Musaceae. Gene Ontology annotation, biological process: plant ovule development; cell fate commitment; multicellular organism development.